Messenger RNA from Ilex paraguariensis (yerba mate), 354 nucleotides. The record is from the annotation of a GenBank genome assembly. Lineage: Eukaryota; Viridiplantae; Streptophyta; Magnoliopsida; Aquifoliales; Aquifoliaceae.
AUGUUAUUCACUAAUACUGCUAUUGCCUCUAAUGUUGUUGCUUCCAAUGCUACUACCUCUAGUGCUGAUGCAGCCUCCACUGCUGGUCCAGCCUCAACUGUUGCUGCCUCAACUGCUGCUGCCUCCACUGCUGGUCAAGCCUUAAUUGCUGGUGCAACUUGCACUGUUGGUCAUAAGAGUGGUGCAGUUGGGAGAUGUUCUGGGAAUGGUGUCGUUGACAAGUAUAUCCAACUUGUUCAACCUGCUGGAAAUGUGCACAAAACAACUUCAAUCAUCAUCACCCUAUUGCUUAUUUUUGCAAUUUCAUCAUCAUUUGGAGUGGCAGACAUACCAGUCGAGAUGCCCGAAACUUAA